This is a messenger RNA of Octodon degus (degu), 6082 nucleotides long. RefSeq names its product ADCYAP receptor type I (gene Adcyap1r1). Gene Ontology annotation, biological process: adenylate cyclase-modulating G protein-coupled receptor signaling pathway; cell surface receptor signaling pathway. The coding region runs from base 290 to 1801 and encodes 503 amino acids. Gene Ontology annotation, cellular component: plasma membrane; neuron projection. NCBI's taxonomy places the organism in Eukaryota, Metazoa, Chordata, Mammalia, Rodentia, Octodontidae. The record is from RefSeq and is a predicted model, not a curated record. The transcript has 16 exons. Gene Ontology annotation, molecular function: peptide hormone binding; G protein-coupled peptide receptor activity; vasoactive intestinal polypeptide receptor activity.
GGCAGGCUGGGGGCGCAGCGCUCGGCCACCGGGCGGUGACUGACGGCGGCUCCAGGCGGCGCGGUCCCGCGUGUGCACACGCACACGCCGCCGCGCAGGGACACACGGACCCCGGCUGGCGGCCAGCGGACGCGGAGAGCGGAUUGGGCGCGCGCUCCUCAGCACUCGCUCCGGCCCGGGACGUCUGGAGAGCCUGGUCCGCCAGGCCCGCAGCGAGCAGCCUGCGGACACCUUGGACUGACGGGCAGCUGCUGGGACAGGAGACCAGCUGUGCAGGCAGAGAAGUGCCAUGGCCAGCAACCUGCACGCGUCCCUGGCUGCUCUGCUCCUACUGCCUGUGGCUGCUGCCAUGCACUCUGACUGCAUCUUCAAGAAGGAGCAAGCCCUGUGCCUGAAGAAGAUCCAGAGUGCCUAUGACCUGCUGGGCUUGAAUGAUUCUGCUCUGGGAUGCCCCGGCAUGUGGGACAACAUCACGUGUUGGAAGCCAGCUCGUGUGGGUGAGGUUGUUGAGGUCAGCUGCCCCGAACUCUUCCAGAUCUUCAACCCAGACCAAGACAAGGGCUCCGUGAGCCGGAACUGCACAGAAGAAGGCUGGUCUGAGCCCUUCCCUCAUUACUUUGAUGCAUGCGGAUUUUAUGAGAAUGAAACUGAGCCUGAGGAUCAGGACUAUUACUACUUGUCAGUGAAGGCCCUCUACACUGUCGGCUACAGCACCUCCUUGGUCACCCUCACCACCGCGAUGGUCAUCCUGUGCCGCUUCCGGAAGCUGCACUGUACCCGCAACUUCAUCCACAUGAACCUCUUCGUGUCCUUCAUGCUGAGGGCCAUCUCUGUCUUCAUCAAAGACUGGAUCCUGUACGCCGAGCAGGAUAACAACCACUGCUUCAUCUCUACUGUGGAGUGCAAGGCCGUCAUGGUUUUCUUUCACUACUGUGUCGUGUCCAACUACUUCUGGCUGUUUAUCGAAGGCCUGUACCUCUUCACACUGCUGGUGGAGACCUUCUUCCCUGAGAGGAGAUACUUCUACUGGUACAUCAUUAUUGGCUGGGGGACCCCAACUGUGUGUGUGAUGGUGUGGGCUGUGUUGAGGCUCUACUUUGAUGACUCAGGCUGCUGGGAAAUGAACGACAGUACGGCUCUGUGGUGGGUGAUCAAAGGGCCUGUGGUUGGCUCCAUAAUGGUUAACUUCGUGCUUUUCAUUGGCAUCAUUGUCAUCCUUGUGCAGAAACUUCAGUCUCCAGACAUGGGAGGCAACGAGUCCAGCAUCUACUUAAAAAAUUUAAACCCGCGAGUCCCCAAGAAAGCCCGAGAGGACCCCCUGCCUGUGCCCUCAGACCAGCAUUCACUCUCUUUCCUCAGCUGCGUGCAGAAAUGCUACUGCAAGCCACAGCGGGCUCAGCAGCACUCUUGCAAGAUGUCAGAACUGUCCACCAUUACUCUGAGGCUGGCCCGGUCCACACUGCUGCUCAUUCCAUUGUUCGGAAUCCACUACACAGUGUUCGCCUUCUCCCCAGAGAACGUCAGCAAGAGGGAGAGACUCGUGUUUGAGCUGGGGCUGGGCUCCUUCCAGGGCUUUGUGGUGGCUAUUCUCUAUUGUUUCCUGAACGGGGAGGUGCAGGCAGAGAUCAAGCGGAAAUGGCGGAGCUGGAAGGUGAACCGCUACUUCACCAUGGACUUCAAGCACCGGCACCCAUCCCUGGCUAGUAGUGGGGUGAAUGGGGGCACCCAGCUCUCCAUCCUGAGCAAAAGCAGCUCCCAGCUUCGCAUGUCCACCCUUCCAGCUGACAAUCUGGCCACCUGAGACCCGCUUUGGUCCUCUCCUGCCUCACAGGCUGGGGCUGCAGGCGGGUGUCUGCAGCGCAUGUUUGAGCCUCUUCCCUCCUCUUGGGCAGGCCCUGGCUGGAGCUUGACUCCUCCCCAAGGGGGAGAAGGAGGCAAGGCACAAUCUGCUUACUGUCCCUCUCAUUCGGUACCGGCCCCACCCACCAUGGUCCCUGAUUUGACAAUGUAAAUAGCCCUCAAAUUUGGAAGCCUGUCCCCUCCUUGCUUCUCUCGCCCCAGCCAGACCCCAGCUCCACCCCACUGCCUGGCCAGCCCCAGUGAUGGCCUGCCCCAGGCACCAGGCCUUGUGAGCUGAGGCUAGAGAGAAGUUGGAUAGGGCCUGCCCUGACAGCCCCCUCAUGUCUAACUUUGGAUGUGGGCCCUUCUCAAACCUGGCCAGCAUCAGUGUCCAGGGGCCUAGCUCCUGGUGCCAGGCAAUGGGACAGCCCCAGGGCUUUUUCUGUCUAAGACUUCAGUUGUAGGGUGGGGACUGAGGUCAGGGAAAGUUCUGGUGCUUUUCAUUUGAUCCAAGAAGAACUGAGAGCCAGAAAUGUGGGAAGGAGAUGGAAGAGUUAGGAGACCCAUGGAAGAAGACCCUCACCGUCUCAGAUGUUCUACCCCUGACUCAAGAUGGGCACGGUUCAUCUGGUAGCUACCCUUCCACCCCUCCUGUCCCCAGUGAGGCCCCAGAGAGGCUGCUCCCCAGUGAUCCCUACCGUGGAGAGGGUCUCUAAGUCCCGCCCCCAUUUCCCCUCAAGUCAAAGCCAUGAUAAGAAUGAACCAGCUGCCUUCCUGUGAGGUCAGUGAGUCCUGAAGCACCUUGCACCUCCAGGUGCCCAAGUCCCAGGCUCGGGCUUCACCCACCCUCCACCUUCAUGGAUAGUGAGCCCCGGAUGCCAGAUCUUCAGGCCUGGACUCAGCUUCUGAACUUUCAUAGAGACCUCUGCAAAGACUUCUUGGGGUGUCCUGGGUAUUGAAUCCCCUCAGGCUGCUAGAAUGUCCUGAGGGAAUGACACAGCCACCAUGUUCAUUAGCAGAGGCUACUGAUGGGCAUGGUGGCCACUCCCCAAAGCCUGUCCUGACUCCCGGCUGCAGGGUGUACAGCCAUGGCCUAAGCGUCAGGCAGUUUAGAAUACUGUGAUUAUGGCCCCAGCUCAUUCCAUAAGUUCUGGGUCUUGUUUGUGUCUGUGUUUGAGGACUUGCUUCAUGAUCCUGUUGUGAGUGCUUGAGGAGUUUGGUGAAGGGUGGCUUUGCUCUGCUCAGUUUCAUGAAGAGGAAGGAGCCCUCGGGAUGUACAGUGGCCUUUUGGGAGAGGCCUGCAGAGCGAGCAGAAAGGGCUCCUGUCUCUGAUCUGAGAUGAGUCCUGUGUCCUCAGCAGUGAAGAAAGCCCAUACAUCUUUGGUAAAGACAGAGGGAGAAAACACCCCCUGCUCCUUUCCAGGCACACAUAGUGACUUUGGUGACAAGUGUGCAAUGGCCUCUCCAUUGUGCACCUGACCUCAUCCCCUCCCCUGUCCUAUGUACGCCAGUAUCUGCUGAUAGCCUUGCCCUUGAGAUGCUUCUUGGAAGGAGCUGUUGCCUAGGAUUCAGAGACCUAGAGUCUGCCUCGGUCAGGUUUAGAGUACUGUGACUCUGGACAUGCUGUGUGUGAAGUGAGGUGGCCUCUCUUCUCCAGGCUCUGCAGCUCAGCAGUCUUUCUCUCCAGAACUAAGGCAGGAAAUAGGAGCAUGCUCCGGUGUGCAUCGUCUAAGGUUUUAGUGAAUAUGCGUGUGCAGGUGAGGUGAGGAAUGCUGUUCAUUCUCCCUUUCUUAGAAACCAAACUCCUUUCUCCUCUGUUUGGACACCACAGUAGUAGCUGACAUCCUGGAGGGAAGGCUCAGGCCAUGGACGCUUGAAUAGGUGCUUUGGGCAUGAUGUGGUGACUCUUUGCUCUCUGCCCGACUGGGGCAAGCACCAUGACCAGUAUCCUAGAUCCAGGGAGUCCCAAGGCUGUGGACCCCAUUCGUUUGCCAUCACCCUACCAUUAGUCUGCUUCACUGUGGAUGAAGAAACUGUGACCCUAUAGAUAUAUUAUUUCAAAGCAGCAAAACCAGAAUCUGCCCUGAGCCCCACAUCCUGAACUGUUUCCUGAGCCCUGGACCUGAGUCUUCCUAGCGGUUCAGAUUCCUGGUGGUUAUUUUUGUAUCUGAAUGCUCUUUGCCAGUUUUAUGAGCCGAUGUAUGUGAGGCACUCUGAGUGUGCUAGGAGACCCUCAAUUUCAGGGCCACAGUGCUGUAGGGGAACAACACGAGGAUGGGCAAAAACCUUUCCUUCUCUGACCCUGUUUGCAAACCUGUACAGUGGGCAAUAAGACUAGAUGAAUUGUAUAUAGCCUAGUGCAUCCCUAGAAUUCUCUGUCUAAACACCAGCCACCCACUGGGAAGGAGCCCCAGGAAAGAUGGCAGUAAUUGCUUUGACCAAGAAAGAGUAAGAAACUGGUGUGUGAAGAGGACUUGAAGCACUUGAUAAAGCUAAUGCUGAGAGGAAUAGAUUCCAGGACCCCAGGCCCAUAGGCAUUUGUUCUAUGCAACCCUGAAGGAGGAACGCCACCCCCACAGGAGACUGAGCUCUCCUUGGGAUGAUGAGGUGUAGUUCCCUGUCAGGACUGCCUAGCUGUAGGCCUGGCAGGCUGUGUGUGGAGAGGGUCUCUCAUCCUGAGAGAAGUGGGGUUGUGUGUCAUGGAAGCUGAGGCUUCUGGGGAGCCAAUGGAUGGCGGGAGAGUGGAACUUAGGAUAUUCAGCCCUCUAUGGCCCCAAUAUUGAGCCUCAUGAUUCCAGACUUGAGGUCAGACUGUAUUCUCCGUGGGCAGUGGGGUGAGCCUCCCAACAUGCCCAGUGGCCAGCUGUAAUGCCUUCUCUAGCCCCAUGACCUCUGAACUGGGCUCCUGGGCACUAGAAUAAGGGAGCUCACACUGGGCCCAAAGCUGGAAUUUCACUGGUGUCUGCUGUCACUCACCAAAGCCUCAGCCUCUUGGUGUGCCCCUCUCUUCUGUAAUGAAAGGCUGGAAGAGCCUCUCUUGUUAAUUCUUUGAGUGCCCUCCCCUCCUUCAGGGCCACUCCAGAGAGAAAGCAAUGAGUCCUUUGUCACCAUCAACUCCCACUUGAGCCCAAGGAACUUGGAAACUGGAUGGAGGAACCCAAGCAGAGCCAGGGACCUGGACUUGUCCUGGCUUUGCCGCCACUUGUUCUGCACUUGUGCCCCAUACCCCUGGGGAGAUUCCCAAAGUACUGGAGCUGGGAACAAUGCAGACACCUUCAGGCCAGACCUCCUCCUGGGGCUGAUAAGGAAACACAGGAGAGCGCAGCCUGAUUCUGGGUGAGGAAAUGUCUCCACUUGUAGGUGCACAGCCCCUCACAGGACCAGAGGGAGGCAUGUGAUGGUCAGCAUCUGUAGGAUUAGCACUUCUAGUGCAGAAGACAGAUCCCAGCCAUGGAAAGUUGUCAGGACUCCAGACUGCAGGAGAAGUAAUGGAGUCAGCAUGGUGUGGGAAAUCCUGUUCUCUAGCCUGGGCUUUGCCACCUCCUCUGUGACUUGAGGCUCACCCUCUGCUGACAUCUGCCUCCCAACCUGAGAAAUAGGGACAAUAUGAUUGCUUCAUCUGUCCUGCAGACCAACAUGAUGCCAACAGGAGUUCAUGACCAAACUUUGGGAACAGAUGUGCGCUCAUUCCUGGGCAAAGGCCCCUGGAAAGGAAUCUGUGCUGUUUGCUAUUUGCCUACUGCUUUGAGCCCUUAUGGAUAAACCGUUACUCCACUUAUAAAUCCACCAGCACUGGGGGUAAGGGACUGGCCAGAGGGCUCCGGGGGACAGAGCUUCAGCUCUGUCUCCAUCAGUGUGCUUUCAAGAUCAAGAUGGAGAGAACUUCACGUGGGUGCUCUGAGCAUUGCCAUGCCACCCUCCUGGGAAUCCUGCAAGGACUUGGCACAGUCCUCAGAUGGGCUGCAUGCCCAUUUCCGCUCCUUUCCCAAACUCCAGGUCCCGGAUGUGUCUGCUCUUGACCAUGUGUGUCUUCUGUGUCUGUCGUCCGUGGCUUUGCUGUGUCAGGCUGGAGUGGUUGGUGCAGCCCCUGGCAUCCAGAUGUGGCUCCAAGCUCAUUUGUGGCAGCUGGGCCACCUGGGCUUCAUCUCCCAACAUAAAGAUACCCCCCCCCCAUUACUUCCCCUGCUGCCACCACUAACGCUAUGCUCACCACCUUGUCCAGGAUUUUCAGAAUGUCAAAUCG